AAGAGGCUUGAAAAAAGAGCAGCGUGUUAUAUACUCACUGUUUUCUGAGAGGAGCAACAAAACACUGCUUUUAUCUCACGAGUGUUCGAGAUGCAGUGUAGCUUUCUGCAUUUGGAGAUCAGGGAAAGGAGUCUCUAAGCAACCUGUCACAGAAACCCUCCUGCAACGCAGCAGCGUUUAUGAGAAUCAACCUACGCCGUCUGACUUUGAUUUAACUACACUGACAAAACACUCAAACCUGCAAUGACAGACCUCAACUGCAGUGCCCAUUCAGAAGAGUACCAGUACUACCUCUUCCCAGCGGUCUACAUCCUAGCUUUAGUUGUAGGUUUACCAGGAAAUCUGGCUGCCCUCUUCGCCUUCACCUUCAGGACCAGACCUCGCACGGCCUUCAGUGUGUACAUCAGCAAUCUGGCUGUGUCAGACAUCGUCAUCCUCUGCACUCUACCCUUUAGGAUCGACUAUCACCUCAGAGGAAACAACUGGGUCUUUGAGGAUGUCGCCUGCCGUAUCACCGGGAUUCUGUACUUCGCCAACAUCUACAUGAGCAUCUGUUUUAUGACUUGCAUCUGUGUGGAUCGCUACAUGGCCACCGUAUAUCCACACACCUAUCUGAGGAUGCGGAGCCCCUGGUGCUCUGUGGUGGUGAGUGUGGUGCUGUGGUGUGCUGUUGGAGUGGCUAUGCUGGUCUUUAUCCUCAUGGGACCUCUGAAAACCAAUGCAGACAAACCUGGGAGCUGCUUUGAGAAUUUCAACCAGACUGAGUGGAAGACGCGUUUGGGGACAUACAGCCUCCUGUGCCUGACUUUUGGCUCCCUGCUGCCUUCACUGAUCAUCCUGGUGUGUUACCCUGUAGCUGCGAGGCGCAUUUCAAUGAUUAAGACUAAAACAGCCCAAAAGGCAGUGAGGGUCAUUUACACCAUCCUGGCUAUAAUGCUGUUCUGCUUCCUGCCCAACCAUAUAGUGUACCUGCUUCACCUCCUCGUACGCUUGAAAAUAAUCCAGAACUGCUCCGCUAUGAUCGCCAUAUACCACGCCAGGCGGGUCACCAUGGCACUCGUCAUCCUCAACACAUGCCUGGACCCCGUGCUGUACUUUGUCACCACCAGCCACUGCAAAUGGAAGCGCUUAAAGAUGGCAUGGCUGUGGCGGAAAAUCAGGAGGCACAAGGGUGUUUAUAACGUCACAGUAGACCAAGAGGGUUAACAGCACGUUUACUAAUAUAGCUCUGUAUAUGCUUUAUUGUCAUUGAAAAUGUAACUUCUGUAUUGCAAAAAAGUGACUUUUCUAUAAACAUGUUUAUUCAAAUUGGCUUUGUACAUCAAAAUAAAGGGAGAAAUCAGA
This is a messenger RNA of Morone saxatilis (striped sea-bass), 1344 nucleotides long. RefSeq names its product lysophosphatidic acid receptor 6. The transcript is spliced from 2 exons. Gene Ontology annotation, biological process: G protein-coupled receptor signaling pathway. NCBI's taxonomy places the organism in Eukaryota, Metazoa, Chordata, Actinopteri, Moronidae. The coding region runs from base 244 to 1206 and encodes 320 amino acids. Gene Ontology annotation, molecular function: G protein-coupled receptor activity; oxysterol binding. The record is from RefSeq and is a predicted model, not a curated record. Gene Ontology annotation, cellular component: membrane.